AUGGUGGACGUGAAAUUUCUGAGUGACUGUGACUUACAGAAUGAACUUAAUAAGCUUGGAUUUUCACCUGGCCCAAUUCUAUCUUCCACCAGAAAACUGUAUGAAAACAAGUUAAAGCAAUUGUUGGUCUCACUUCCCUGUGUAUCACUUACAAUGAAUGGACCGGGAAAGCAGCACAGAACUCAAGACUAUGAAGAUGGGCAAGAGCUGAGGGGCAUUAUCGUUUUCAAAGGAAAUAUCAUACUCUCACCAGGAAAAAAGAAGGGAUGUGCCAAAAAAAGACCCAAGGCUUUCACCACUAAACCAAAACCCCAACAUCUCUGCUGUCAGCAUCAUAAGCACGCUGAGAAAACAAGGUGGGCCUCAGGAGCGCCGUACACCAGGUUCGGAGGAUGGAGUGACCCCGAAGAGGACACCUACUGCACAGUAAACGGGAGUGCUGGGAGCAGGAACCUAGAGAGGUUUCCGGUGGGCUUGAAGCUUGCUGUGUUUGGCAUCUUCGUCAUCGUGAUAUUUGUCUACAUAACCGUGGAAAAGAAGCCGCUCCUUUGGUUAAGCACUUUAGGAGCAGAGCUAUGA
Messenger RNA from Pipistrellus kuhlii (Kuhl's pipistrelle), 579 nucleotides. RefSeq names its product LEM domain containing 1 (gene LEMD1). The transcript is spliced from 5 exons. The record is from RefSeq and is a predicted model, not a curated record. The coding region runs from base 1 to 579 and encodes 192 amino acids. Lineage: Eukaryota; Metazoa; Chordata; Mammalia; Chiroptera; Vespertilionidae.